Messenger RNA from Danaus chrysippus (African queen), 864 nucleotides. The record is from the annotation of a GenBank genome assembly. Lineage: Eukaryota; Metazoa; Arthropoda; Insecta; Lepidoptera; Nymphalidae.
AUGUCGAGAGUUGCUGUAGUUACCGGUUCCAAUAAAGGAAUUGGUUUUUCAAUUGUUAAAUUACUGUGUCAAAGAUUCGAUGGUGUGGUUUAUUUGACCUCGCGAGACGUGGAAAGAGGAAAGGAAGCUGUCAAAAAACUUGAAGAAAUAGGAUUACACCCCAAAUUCCACCAACUGGACGUAGCGGUAAGAAGUAGCGUGGAAACAUUUAAGAAUUAUUUGGAAGCGAAUUAUGGAGGGAUUGAUAUUCUAAUAAAUAACGCUGCUGUCAUAGAUGCAGGGUUUGGACCCUGUAGCUUUGAUGAAGCGAGGAGAGUCAUAGAUAUUAAUUAUAGAAGUAUAUUAACAAUGCAUGAACUCAUUUAUCCAAUAGUAAGAAACGGUGGACGGAUAUUAAAUAUUUCCAGUGACUGUGGCCAUCUUUCGAAUAUCAGGAAUAAAUUCUGGAUAGAAAAACUUUCGAAACAAGAUUUAAGUGUAUCGGAUGUAAAUGAAUUCGUGGAAUGGUUUUUAGAAUCAAAGAAAAAUGGUACUUUCAACGUAGAUGACAUAGCGGACGGAGCGUCGGUCGCUGCGUAUAGAGUUGCAAAAGUGGCUGUUAGCGCUGUAACAAUGGUACAUCAGAAAGAAUACGACAAUAAAAACAUUUCUAUCAACUCAAUGCAUCCCGGACUAGUCCGUACUGAGAUGACGACUGGAGUGGGAUUCUACAAUGUGGACGAGGCAGCUGAAACUCCAGUGUACAUUGUUCUAGAAGCACCACAGUCACUGAAAGGUGCUUAUGUUUGGUACGACAGAAGAGUUCUCGACUGGUAUGAUUACAAUGCUGAUUAUUAUUUUAAAAUUAAGACAAUUACAGGGUGA